Molecule: messenger RNA, 189 nt
Organism: Colletotrichum spaethianum
Lineage: Eukaryota; Fungi; Ascomycota; Sordariomycetes; Glomerellales; Glomerellaceae
Exons: 1
Coding region: 1-189 (62 amino acids)
Source: RefSeq, a predicted model, not a curated record
AUGCUGUUCCAAGAAGAAAAGGCUCAGAUGAGCCUCCUUUCCAGGUGGGCGGGCGUGUCUGUCUUGUCUCCGAUCACGUCACCGGGUCUGCUGGUGCCGACAUUGGACGACGAGGAGACGGUUUCGGGUGACACGAACAUGUUCCUCAGCGCUGGGAAGGGAAGCCUGGUGGAGAGUCCAGACGAAUAA